Vavraia culicis subsp. floridensis is the source of this 1787-nucleotide messenger RNA. RefSeq lists its product as uncharacterized. The transcript has a single exon. Gene Ontology annotation, biological process: triglyceride biosynthetic process. Gene Ontology annotation, cellular component: endoplasmic reticulum. Lineage: Eukaryota; Fungi; Microsporidia; Pleistophoridae. Gene Ontology annotation, molecular function: glycerol-3-phosphate O-acyltransferase activity. The coding region runs from base 1 to 1458 and encodes 485 amino acids. The record is from RefSeq and is a predicted model, not a curated record.
AUGAAACGGUUCUUUCUGAAUGAAGCUGCAGAUUUGGUCAGUCUGGGUACCAAGUCGAUGAACUCAGACUCCUUCACUAGGUGUUUUGCGCCAAUAUCUGCACUAGAAAUGCAUCACUCUGGUGUGUUGUACAUAUUUUCUCUUCUCGUCCGUUAUCUCAUACUUUUUCCUCUACGCUUCACUUUUUUCAUCACGGGCACAGUUGUGUUUGCGCUCAUUUUUCUCUUCGGAAUCAUUUUGAAGAGUGACAGGGUGAUCGCCUUCUCUUUUCUGCUCUACUGCAACGUGUUCUGCAUGUCAUUUGGUGCGCGGAUUAGGAACCACGGGAACAAGAGGUUGCUUGACGUGCCGCAUGUGUACGUGGCGAAUCACACAUCUUUUCUAGAUUUCUUAGUUCUCAGUUCGCACAAGUUCUGCCAUGCGAGCCUGGCAGAGAAUCACGGCGGCCUUUUCGGCUUCUUCUUCAAAAACCUGCUUUUGAGAAACGGGAGCUUGUACUUCAAGAGAUGUGAGAAAAACGAUAAGUGUAUUGUAAAGGAAAGGAUCAAACAGCACAUAAAGAGCAUGAAAACGCCCAUGUUGAUAUUUCCGGAGGGCACGUGCGUGAAUAACAAGUACACGGUUCUAUUUCAGAAGAGCGUGUUCGAAAUUGAUACCACGAUUUGUCCUGUGGCUAUAAAAUAUAAAAGAACGCUUUUUGAUCCGUACUGGAACAGAAGAAGACAUACGUUCACAGAGCAUCUGCUGUAUCUCAUGUCCCGGUGGUGCAUGGACGUGGAUGUCUACUGGAUGGACCCGGUUACCAGGGAAAAGAAUGAAAGCGUGUUUGACUUUGUGAACCGUGUAAAAAAGCUUAUAAGCGAAAAGGCCGGAUUGGUAUCUCUUAAAUGGAACGGGUACAUGAAGAACAAGAUAAUCGUGAAAGACAUAGAAAUAUUGCGUGCGGCAUUUCGGCAAACGUAUCUGGAUGUUAUCGGCGAGCGAGUUCGUGAGGACAAGCGGGGCGCAUCGGAGGAUGUGAUAUGCAAGAAUUUUAGUAUGAACGAUUUGGACAACAUCGGCAAGAAGACGAGUGGGCAGAUCGUCAAGAGCACAAAAAGUGGCAAGCACAACAUAAUUUACUUCAGACAAGAUGAAAAUGGUCAGCAAUCAUUUGCUGACACGCACAGUCAAGGAAACACCGUGAACAGGAAGCACAAAGGACGAUUCGCCCGUAAGAAGGAGCUUUACGUGUGCGAGAAUCCUGAACUGAUUUAUUUCAACGCCAUAAACUACGACACGUUCAUACAAACUGUCCUGGAUAGGUAUUCGUUGAUAAAGUACCGGGGAUGCGAUGUCAAAUGUGAUUUUGACAAUUUCCUAGUUAAAACAAUGAAGGUUGGAUGCUCGUGCAAUAACAAAAAGAUUCUUAAGAAGAUGAAAUUCGUCACAGGGAUGUGCAGAAAAGAAGCGAAUUAGCGGGCUCUAAGCAUAGAUAAAGCAUAAAUAGAUACCUGAUAUGCCUAUUGUCUCUAUACCGACCGAUAGAAUUAUAUUUUGUUAUUUCCUUCGUCUGUUGCUGCCUUAGUCCUUUUUCACCAGAAUCAUGUUUAAUUUAUCACACCAGUCCUUUUUUUUCGUCAAAAAUCGUUCAUUUAUCUCUCGUACGGCAGCACCUAAACAACCUACUUUCCAGGUUCACUGGAACCGAUCGUGAACACGGGUCUUUUCAUGGUCCUUCAUCAUUAAUGUGAGAUAAAACAAUAGUACCGUAAAAUUGUUGCUAAACCACACCGAUAUUUGCGUAU